UGACGCGCCUUGCUUUGUUUGUGCGCGCUUUCCGUAAUUUUUCUUUUCUCGUUUUAUCGUCAGUUUUUACUGUUGCCAGCAGCAGCGCAUGAGAGGGUUGUUUACAUCGCGGUCGGCUGUCGGUCGCGCACCGUCAAAAGUGAAGCUGGCGUCGUCAGCCUUUUAAUAACCUCGUCGAGAAUUAUCGCGUGCACUUCGAGUGAACGGCAGCGUGUACUAAAUGGGUGUGCUUCAAAGCGAUGGAAAGCUGCGGUGCGUUGCGGGGCCACGGGAAAAGAAGCAAUCACGCUCCGCCUGGAACGACAUCGCAUAUCAACGGCUGGCUCUCUCUGGGCCCAGAGAAUGCGGGAAAACAGCGAACUACGCGGUCGUUCUCGUCUUUCGUUCUAUCGGCGCGUGUCAGCGACUCAUCAACGGAGUGUCUGCGAUACAGCCGCUGUAUUUGCCCUCGGUUCGGAGGCAAAGGUUUGGGGCCACGGAUGUUGAGCAGCCAGCUACGCAGUGAUGCCACAUUGCACUUUCAAGUAAUCGCAUGCCUCUGGGGGUGUCGCCCUUGGGGGGAGGAGGAGGAGGAGGGGGUCCCCGACCCGAUGGGCCUAGCGGGGGGGGACCUCCCUGAGAAGGGCUGAGGGGGCAUGAUGCGGCCCUGCGGCGAGCCCCCCGGCGGUGGGCCCGGGGGGGCACCGGCACACAAGGAGUACCGCCAGAAGGCGCUCCAGCAGAUUCGGAACAGCCUCAUGCCCUUCGCCCACCAGGGAAGGGACCGACGGUCGAGCGCCUCCUCCACGGCCAGCGAGUCCGGCUCGUACGCGCCGUCCGUCGCCUCCUCGGAGGACACGAGUUCUCGCAGCUCCAAGUGGAGUUCCUCCAAGGGCAUCGAGUUCGGCCAGGAGAAGGAGCCUCCGCCGCCGCCUCCCGCCAUGGUCAACGGGCUGUCCAGGAGCGCGCCAGGCAAGGCGGGCGGCAUGAAGGCCCUGCGCAAGGCGAGCCUGCAGGCCGACUCGGGCGUGCCGCUCUGGGAGCGCUCCAUGCUCGAGGCGACGCGCUCGGACAGUCCGGUCGGCGCGCGGCAACCGCCGCCGCCGCCUCCGCCGGACUUCCCGCCCAGCGAACCGCCGCCGCCACCGCCUCCCCCGCGCGGGGUCGUCGUCGGGCCGACGGCCGGCAACCCCGUGGCCGGCGUCCACCACCACCACUCGCUGCUCAAGCAGCCCCCGCGGGCGCCGUCCUCGGUGGGCGGCUACAGCAGCACCUCGUCGGGCUCUGCGGGGCCCCUCCUCAAGGGCCCCAGCCCGGUGCCCCUGAUGGGGGGCGGCCGCCUCCUGUACCCGAGCGGCGCCGCGCCGCCGCCCCCGUACCCGUGCAGCGGCGGCAGCCUGUCGUCGGCGCCGUCGUACGCCGCCUCGUCGAGCUCGGGCCGCCAGAGCCCCGCGAACACGACCGUGAGCAGCAGCUGCAGCGACUACUCGGUGGCCUCCGGGGGCUCCAAGUCGCGCGCCCUGCCGCCCCCGCCCGCGUACACGCCGCCGCCGGCGGCGCAGUCGCCCGGCGCCGGGGUCUCCGGGCCGCCGCCACCGCCUCGACCCCUGCAGGCGUGGUCGGCGCGGCAGGCCAAGUCCCAGUCGCCGGUCAUCAUGCAAUCCGUCAAGAGCACGCAGGUCCAGAAGCCCGUCCUCCAGACGGCCAUCGCGCCCACGGCGCCGCUCGCGCCGUACAACUACGCCGCCUCGUCGUCGUCGGGGCCCCCGGCCAUGUCCGUCGCCUCGUCGCGGAUCCACGAACCGCCGCCGUACCCGAGCCAGGUGGCCGGCGGCGGAGGCGGCGUCGCCUCCGUCACGGCCGUCCAGGCGCCGCAGCCCCAGCCCCCACCGUACGCGGCGCACAACGGCGCGCCGCCGCCCCCCUACGCGCUGCACCGGCAGGACCCGCCGCCGCCCCCGCCCGCGGCCACCGUGCCCACCACGGAGCCGCCGAGCUACGCGUCGUCCGUGGUGGCGCUGGCGGCGCAGAGGGCCGCCGCGGCGGCCGCGUACGGCUCCUCCAAGAACCCCUCGCUGCUCGGCAGCAGCGGGCGGACCACGUCGGUGGCCACCACGACGGCGUCCUCGGACCUGGUGACCACGGUGGCCAGCAUCUGCUCCUCGCAGGUGUCGGCCCUGCAAGGGGGCGCGGCCUUGGGGGCGCCGAGCGGUGGGGCGGCGCCGCGCAAGGCUUCGCCCGUGGCCACAGAUACGGCGAGCUCAGCUUCGCGUUCCGAGUCGCCCGUGUCGUUCGUGUCUGUGACGUCUGCCUCGUCGCCGUCCACCCAGUCAGACUCGACCCACGACUCGGGCCGGGGCAAGACGACCCAUCAGUCGCCCAUUCCAGUCCGACGGAACUGGCCCCUCGAGAAGGAGGAGGAGAGGCGCGCCUCCAAGGUGCGGAACUACUCUCCGGAGGCGUACAAGUUCUUCAUGGAACAGCACGUGGAGAACAUUAUGAAGAGCCACGAGCAGAGGCAGCACAGGCGGCAGCAGCUCGAGGCCGAGAUGGCCAAGGUCGGACUGUCGGAAGAGGCCCAGCGCCAAAUCCGGCACAUGCUAUACCAGAAGGAGUCCAACUACAUCCGCCGCAGUCGUGCAAAGAUGGACAAGUCCAUGUUCAACCACAUCAAACGCAUUGGAGUUGGAGCCUUUGGCGAGGUGGCCCUCGUCCGCAAGCACGACACAAACCAACUGUACGCCAUGAAGACCCUGAGCAAGGAGGAUGUGCUCAAGCGCAACCAGGUGGCACACGUCAAGGCUGAGCGGGACAUCCUGGCCGAGGCGGACAACGAGUGGGUCGUCAAGCUCUACUACUCGUUCCAGGAUGAGCGUAACCUCUACUUUGUGAUGGACUACAUCCCGGGCGGGGACCUUAUGUCCCUGCUCAUCAGGCUGGGCGUCUUUGAGGAGCACCUAGCGCGCUUCUACAUCGCCGAGCUGGUGCUGGCCCUGGAGAGCGUCCACAAGCUGGGAUUCAUCCAUCGCGACAUCAAGCCCGACAACGUGCUCAUUGACCGCGAUGGACACAUCAAGCUCACUGACUUUGGCCUCUGCACGGGUUUCCGGUGGACACACAACUCCAAGUACUACCAGAAGAACGGCGAGCAUGCGCGCCAGGACUCGAUGGAGCCAGACAAGAACUGGUCGGAGGAUUGCCAGUGUGCCCGGAGCAAGCCACUGGAGCGACGGCGGAGGAGAGAACAUCAGCGGUGCUUGGCACAGUCCCUGGUGGGCACACCCAACUACAUCGCGCCUGAGGUGCUGGCGAGGCACGGUUACGGACAGUCGUGCGAUUGGUGGAGCGUUGGGGUCAUCCUGUAUGAAAUGCUGGUUGGCCAGCCGCCUUUCUUAGCCAACACACCUGGUGAGACGCAGUAUAAGGUGCUCAACUGGGAGACAACACUGCAGAUCCCCAAGGUUGCCCUGCUGUCCACUGAAAGCACAGACCUAAUCCUGCGGCUCUGCUGUGGUGCAGAGCAGCGGCUCGGCCGAAACGGGGCUGACGAGAUCAAGGCGCACCCGUUCUUCGCCUCCAUAGACUUCGAGGGAGGCCUGCGCAACAAGCCGGCCCCCUACAUUCCCAACAUCCGCUACCCGGCUGACACAUCCAACUUCGAUGCCGUGGACGACAUGGUUCUCGACAAGCCCCCGGCCUCAGCGCCCGAGCCCAAUGGCCGGCAUCCCGAGCACGCCUUCUUCGAGUUCACCUUCCGACGGUUCUUCGACGACGGCGGCCAGGCGUACCCUGUCCGAGCGGGGACGGGGGCCGCCCUGGGGGUCACGGGGUCACAAACCAGUGAGGACGGUCUGGACGGACAGGGGUCUCCAGUUUACGUGUGACCAAGGCCCUGCCCUUCGUGGUCUUGAUGAUAAACUUGAGGGGCAGACAGUGUUCGAAGUUACGAUGCGCAUCGAAUAGCAGUGGUCUGGCUGUGCAUCUCAUGUUGGCAGUCAGAAAGGCAGUGCAGUAUACGAGGCCAGGCCCGAAAAUAGCAUUCAACUAAGAGCCUGGUGUUUGCGCAAGUGCUUGUGGUGAGCUGCUUUGCCAUUGCUGUGGCUGCUGUGGGCAUCCCAGUUCGCAGCCGUCUCUGGUUGGUCUGUGUCUGCAGCUCCAUCUGCCGAGAAGAGCAAUCUUUGCAAAGGCGCAGUGGAUGAGGUUCUGGGGAUGUUCUAGGAACGGCCCAUGCAUGGGAACGACCCUGUCAAAAUGAUGCUGGUCAUCGCAACAUGCCGCAGAGAUGUCUUAUGGCCGAGGGCAGAAGUAGCGCUUGUCACUAAUAAAAGGUGGCAAAAAAUCUUCAGAUGUCUUCGAAUGUCCAGCCGGAAGAAACUCGCACUUGACACCAUUGUUAUCAGUUGACUUGCUUGGAUCUCCGGCUACUCCAUCACCUCGUAGCAGACCAGCUGUUGAGAUGACAUGCUCGUUGAAUCUGCCAAAGCCAAGUGAUAGGUUCAAAGCGAUACGAGGGCCCUGCCACUGACAACCUUGCAAUGAGGCGAUGUAUUUCACCGGCUGCGACCAAAUGAGCCCUUGUAAUGGGAUCCGGCGACAAGUGCCUUGACCAUCUGCACCAAAAACGAACAAAAAGAAAAAUUAAUGCCCUUUGACAAAGCGCCGCCACAAGAGUCUCACCGCUGUGUUGCGUCGAAGCCUCUGUCCGUAUUUUUGAAGAGCUCUAGUUGUGGCAACUGUUUCUGUGCUGUUACUGUAUUCUUUGUUUUAGGUUUUCCUUUUUUGCUUUGGGAGCAAAGCAAAGCCAAGUCCCGGUACUUUACUAGGAGAAGAAGAGACUCUGUUUCAAUUUCGCGAAAAAGAAAGAAAAAAGGUGUACACACUCCUCGCCGUCGCGUCCCCCGUCCGAGCUGUUUCAACGGGGGCGGCUUGUUUUUGUCGCUGUGGAGACGCGCUGGACUGUGAUACGUACCAAGGCGGUGCUCGUGAAGGACACUGUCGUCUGCUGCGUGUGUGGCGUGGCUGGACAAUGUUUUUUUUCUUUCCCAGUGCACGUCCCGGCAGAGGGGGGACAACAGAAGGGUGCCAGCUGGCGUCCUUAGGCGCGAUUGUUGCUUGUUGUUCUAUAACGCUAUUAUUAUUAAUUAUUAUAAUUAUUACCUCUUGUAUCAUAGCUUCCACCAGCUACCUCUCCUCUUGAGGAGUCCAAGCCCUCUGUGUUAUUUAUUUGAUCUGCAAGGAUUUUUGGAGAAGUCUGUGAGUGUCUGUCCUUUAUAUCUCCCUUUGUCAGUUUGCUCUCCCGUGUUCUGUGUGAUUGUUCAUUCUUUCUCUUCUUUUUUUUUUCUUUUAAAUAUCUUUCGAGGUGCGUUUGGUCUUGGUAUGUGACGACCCACAGCUCCUUGUUUCUUUGAAGGGGAGUUAAGCAGUGCAGCAGUAAAAUGUAGUCUCGAGGAUGCCACCCGGACAGAAAAUUUCAAGGCGGAGACCAGCUUUUUUUGCACUUUCUUCUGUCGCCCAACGUAGUGCAUCUGUGUCCAAUGUUAAACACGAACGCAGCAUUUAGAGCAACACAUUGUGCAAGCAAAGUGCCUUCUCAGAAAACGUCAUUCAGUGUGGUCUAUUGUGCCUUCUUUACAUGGCAUUCUAGCCUGAACGAAACUCCCUUUCGAAAUCCAGCUCUAUCGUGUGCCUUAUGGGAGAUAUAGUUACAGUGACUGGCCUGUCUGCUCACUCAUUACCAUAGCAAGCCUUUGAACGCUAUGGUCAGUUCAGUGUUUCUAGCAUUUGUCGGAGUCGCAGUCUUACAGGCUGGCCGAAUAGAUCGAUUUCAUGACAGGUUUCACUUCAUCACCGCUGCCGCAAAGAAUGUUGCUUUAGUAGUCUUUAGUGGGUUCAAGGGCAACUAUGGUAGGGAGCAUGUUGUGUUGGUUCCAUGAUAAGCCCGCUUGUCAUAUGAGGUCAAGAGGCGGAGAUGUGAAAAGAAAAAGAUUUGGUAGGAGAAGGGCCCGACAUUCACCUAAAAGUUGCUGAAAAAAAUCUGCAAUGUCAGCGUCCUCGGCAUUCUCUUCAUUGUUGCCUUCAACCCAAGUACCUAAUCAAGGGAAAAUGAGACAUCCACCCAAACGUAGCUAAGUGCUACAAAGGAAGCCCACACGGGUUUCUCGAAAGAAAACCCUCGCAGUUGAAGAAAAAUUUGUCCUGGUCCGGGACUCAAAUGCGAGACCACCGCCUUUCCGGGGCAGCCGCUCACCAGCUGAGCUAACCAAGUGGCUAGCAGAUGGCAGGACGAAGUCGAAUUUAUCAACAACUCGAAGCAAAGGCUAGAGUUUGACGUAAUAGUUCUGCAGAAACCCGCAAGGUGGACAGAAAUAAUUAAUAAAGGGAAAAUGAGACAUCCACCCAAAUGUAGCUAAGUGCUACAAAGGAAACGCAUACAGGUUGUUCGAAAAAAAAAAAAGAAACGGGGAACCCGUAUGGGUGUCCUUUGUAGCACUUAGCCAUGUUAGGUGGAUGUCUAAUUUUCCCUUUAUUAAUUACUUCUCUCCACCUUGCGGGUUUCCACACAACUAUUACAUCAAACCCAAGUACUGUGGGAAAGUGGCGAGAGCUACUGUUGUGGUGCUGACAAAGUCGCUGCAUAUGCAUUCUGAACGUGGUGAAAUCGGUGUUUGUUUGCCAUUAUCAUUUGAUGAGAUGAGGCCAGCAUUAAAGACAGUUUGUAGGACUCGUCACAGAUGCACACCGAGUGCGGAACAAAUUAUUUAGCUUGCAGCGAUAAAUCUUUGUGGGGCAGCUAUGCUUGUGUGUUAGUCCAGUGAUUUCACGAUGUGUUGAGCUGAUAUGUUCAGUGUAGUAGGUGCACACGUUGGUGCUGGUAUGACAGUUGCUAGAUGUGCUUUAUUUUCUUGUGUGAAAAAUCAAUGACUGGCAGCUUCUUGAAUUGAUAUGUUUGGCCUGCUGUAAUCUGUGUGCCUUCUACAGUGCAACCUCUUUGUUGAGAACUCAUUGCGACCAAAAGAAAUCAACACUGUAUCAGUAUCUUUAGUUUAAGAGUGGCUCAACAUUUCGCCGAUUUGCGGUUCAGUUAACUCCGCUGAAAUGCAUUCAAUGAAUUCUUCUUCCAAGAAGUGCAGAGUUGUUGCUUAACUUCCAAAUUAGUAUCGUGAGCACUGUAGUUAUUUUGUAGUUUUGUUAAAGUCUUGCCAGAACCACCUUGAGGCAGGCAGGCAGGCAGGCAGCAUGCAGUGAUUUGUCCCCAUUUCCCAUGCAUUUAGUGUGUCUCUAAUCGCAUGGUGAGCUCAGGUGAUCUGGGCUUUAUUUGUGGCCACAGGCUUGUCGUCAUUCACCAAACACACCUUUGGUGACAGCAGUAACAGUUUUGCUGCUUCUGUCGUCAUCUGACAGCAUCCCAGAUGCAGCUUGCACUAUCUCAUUGUGUCAGUUCCUCGAAACUCUUGCCUUUGCCUUGCAUGGGGUCAUAUUACGCAAGGAUUAUUUUCCUUUGGUUCUACUCGUUUCCUAUCACCCGUCAUGGCGAAGGGCCUGUACUGGUCACUUGUUACAUCCUACUUGCAUUAAGCAGGGACGCUCGUCGACAUGGCAGAUUUAGGUUGCCCUGUGCAAUGGCUUAGUGGCUGUGGUGCCGUGUUUGCUCAAAUCGGUGGGUCGUGGGUUCAAUCCUCACUUGCAGCGGCAGCAAAGAGCUGCCAUCAUGCCAUCCAGUGGCGAAGGACAAAAAGAAUGGAAUACGUUAAGGACGGCCCCUGAAAUUAAUAAUAUGCCCCCUACCCUCUUCUUUCACAGUUUUAUUGUUUCGUUAGUACAGUCAGUCACGCGCUUGCAGAAUAAUAGAAAAAUGCUUUUUUUGCUAUAGCUCAUUCUUCACUGUAAUCGUAUGUUCGCAACACGCAGAUUCACAAUAAUAAGGUCCUGUAAUUACUGUAUCUUCCAGUCUGUCAGUUGCACCUCCCUCAAAAUGGCAAUUUUUUCAGAGGGAAAAAAAUGAAUAUAAAUCACACUGUUGUAUACGACAUACCUGUUCAUUUGGCAAGGGAUUUAAAAAAAUACAGUGACAUUUCACUUGGCAAACACAUGUCACGUGCAAGCAUAUCGGUGCCAUUCUUCUAGAAUUUGGAUAGCAGUUAUAUGGACACUCCAGGCGCAUUUCUGCUGUCAUGGUCACUACGAUGUUCUGUAUAAAGUCUAAGGGCGAUAGCAUUGACCCCAUGCACCGUAUGAUAUAUGUGUGAAGGAAAGCGUGCAACAGUGAGCCGAAUCGCGUCCAAGGGAGGAGAGCAGGAAGGCAUUGUGAGAAGGAGGGGGUGGCUUGUACUUUAGUAGCAACUGCCUAGUUUGUGCAGCGGCGCAUGCCGUAUCUUGACAGCGAUCUGCAGAUGUGACGACUUUGGAGUCGGUUGACUCGUGAUUGGUCUGCUGCAGCUAGCUUUGCUGCUCCGUCCUUCUUGCAUGGCGCUCGGCAACUCGAUUGCGACAAGAAUCUGAUACCUCCAUAGUGUGCGCACAACUCAUAGCAAUUGCUAGAGGAGGUCAACCCAGCAUGCUUCACCUGGCCAUAGCAUCCAAUCCGAUUUUGACGGCAGUUUUUUCAGAAAAAAAAAAGCAUAUAUAACUCGCACCCUUUUAUAAGACGCACCGACAAAAAUUCAUGAACAGAAAUUCAACUUAUACACCGGGAAAUGCAGUACAUGAGUUUACUUGACUGAAAUUAUGAUUUUUGGCUCUCGCAGACUGGGAAAUAGACAAACUAAGUGUAGUUGACAUCGGACAAGGUACAAAACAGAAACUAAGAAAGACUGAGCAUUGGCAGAAGUUUUCAAUGAAGGGAGAAAAAGUCUGGUGCAGGUUUUCUGGCGUUUCAAGAAAUCUGUACAGGCUGUACUGGAGUAAUUGUAAUUUAACACAGAUGGAGAAGGUGGUCUAGUUUCAUAGUUGAUCUAUUGCGACCGCAGUGAAGUGCUCUUUAAUUUCCAUUUUUGUCAUCCAUUUUCAGCUGAACUGCGAACACCUCGGCUGAGCCUCUGCGCAACGUCUUUUCUUUGCACCAACAUGGGCUUCAUUAUUAGCUGAUGCCAUCAAGACAUUCAGUAGCAAAGCAAAUGGGUCGAAUAGAGCAUUCAAAGUUGUAAAGCAAGCUGCCACAAAUCCUAAGCCUUGCUAGGAGCAUUGCUGAAUCUAACUACGUGCAGUGUUUGGAGAUCUCUGCCUCUCACGUUCCUUGAUUUUUGUGACUAGGAUUACGAAGAUAACUUUAAACUUAGUGGUCAAAAAGUGACACAGUAAAUCGAUUUGAAUGGGUAGAGUAUUUUGAAACCCUAGUUUGCAUUUUUGACGAGAAGAGCUGACUGCCAAAUUUCACUGCUUGUUUUUCUGCUGCUGCAGCUCCUGCAACGCCAGCCAUGACAUGACAGAUUUAACUUAAGUGGUGCGAUGGCUUAGUGGCUAUGGCUACCUCCAUGCUCAGCAUUGGGUCAUGCAUUCGAUUCAGUCACAUUAGCCAUAUUUCAUUGGUGGUGCAAUGGAACAAUGCUUGGUUGAAUUAUUUGAUUAGUUGCUUCAACUGACGUAGCAUUUAUUUUUAGGCGAUAGUUAGGCAACCGUUUAUAGGCUUCCAACCUACUGCUGCUAUCUCUCUAAUGAUAGAACUUGCUCAACAUUUUCAAUUCCAUCAGUGUGCGAAAAUGGCAAAGUUGGCAUAGUGGAGGCUGAUCACGUCUGUCAUAAAAGCGAUCACAUGUCAGGCCUGUGUGCGUUACUGUGAGUGUGCAUACGUGCCAAACAGAGAUUGAGUGGUAGCUGGUCGUCAAUCAUUGCACUCUCUGACUUGUGAAAGAAUGGGUUAAGGAAUGUGUACCUGUAGAUGACUUGCGGGUUUCUAAACAAAGGAACAUAGUGCAGGUAAAGAGAGCAGGCAAGUCACCGCAGCAGCUAUGGCGGUAUGCUGCUGAGCACCAGGUCACAGGUUUGGUUCUCAGCUGUGGCAGACACAUUUCAAAAAAGGGCAGACACCAAGAUUGCUUGUGUAGUUAGAUCUAGGCAUGCACUAAGCAACCCCAUGUGGUAACAAUUAACCUGGACUCCCAGACUACAAUGUCUCUCAGCCCAUGUGUUGCUUUGAGGCAUAGUACCAUGAUUUAAAUGGAAAAACGAGCAGAUGACAGCAUUGGUGCUGCCCAAUCUUGGCUCUUUGUCAAGUAACUUAUGAUGAAGACCUGGUCACAUGCAAGAAAUUGCAAGGUGAUUAAUCUGUGUAGGCUUCGUCUGCCACAUCCUCAUGCCGUGCUGUGUAGAUUGCCUGUUUUCCAUCUCAUACUUGGUAGGCGACAGUGUCGAAGGUGUGCAAAUUGUGCCAUGAUAAAACUAUCACUCUGCAUGUUUUCUUGGAAAGUUUGUAGCUGUGAAAUUACCUCCAUGCUGCAACUUACUUAUCUGUCGCAACUGUAAUGAAUGUAGUUUAACAUUGUGUCCUGUUGUGUAAUGUUUUUCCACCCUUCUUGUGACACUAGGUUUCGGGUCGCGAAUGCAGGCAGUACACAUUUUAAUGGCAUGGUCACGUGGCUGUUAAAAUGUGUCACUCUGCAUGUUCUGUCGCGGUGCAGUUUAGGCCUCCUUCAUAUAAGAACAUUUUGUAUGUUACAAACAUAAUGUGUGGAGACAGUGACGCAUUCAUUUGGAUAUUUUCAUGCUUCUUGCUCCCAAUAUCUGACGUACUAUUAUUUCAUUGCAAAUGCGCCAAUAUGGAAAGUCGCAUUGUACUUGAGAACAACAUUUUUUUGGUUAUAAAGACAAAUGUAUAGGGAUAGAGCUCCUAUGCAAGUUUUACCAUGCCACAGUAUGCAAUCCAGUUAACUCUGGUUCUACUUUCAGUUCCUCUGUUCUUGGGCAGUUUGUUUGCUUUCACGAAAGCAGCUGCAGUUCAAUUGGCAUUAACUUUGCACAUACCAUUUGCUUCGCAUCUUAAAGUUUGUCAAGUCUCUGAGGCAAGCAGCUGAGUGGCCAGUGAAUGAAUAAUUGUCACCGUUUUGCUUUUGGGAGAUGUGUCAGAUAUAUGACAAUCCCACUUUUGUAAGAAGUUUGUGAAGCAAGCAAACAAAAAAAAAAAUGAGGUAGUCCGUAAUCAUUAUUAUGUCUUUUCAAAUUGUGCGGUAACUAGAGCUAUAACACGUUUAUAUUUCUCCCGACAGAAAAUGUUGGCAAAAUUGAGGAACUGUAUUCAGCAGCAAUGUCGUGUAUGUUCUUUGUUUGUGUACCUUUGACCUUCAUAGCCAGGAGAGAUUGCAUGGCUUCCACACUGUUGCCUGCUGUGUAUGAAAUGGUGUAUAAGGUGCCUGUGGGUGAGAGCUGAUUGACGACCAGUUCAAUUCAAUUUCUUUUUCUGAAAUAUUCUUAGGCUUUCUGGAUUAAUAUCUGUACUCUGCAGCUUGACAGAUGGACUUAAAUUUCUGUCAGCUUGGCUUUGUGGCGCAAUGUAUUAUGGACGGAAAUCUAAUGAGUCUUUAAAACGGUCGCACUUGAUGCUUGACUUGAAACGUUUUGCUGAAGCAUGCUGUUUGAAGUAUACUCCCCGAUUGCACAUUUCUCAGUGCCUCAUAGAAAAAAUGCCAGUUUAAACCUCGUUGCUACCUGCUUUUCCUGCAGCAGUGUUUAAAAAAUAAUCAAAGGGCUGGUUAUAGACUGCUGUUUGGGGCCAUUCUUUCAAGCAAGGCUCAGGUUGUUAACUAUAUCAUUCUAGGGCUAGAUGUUUCUUUAAAAAAAAAGCAGGAAACCCAGAAUACAAUUUGCUGUUGAGAUAGUUAUCUUCAUGGACAGCAGAAAAGUGGGCAUAAAUGGAGAGGUGUACACAAACAAGGCAGACAGGAUAUCAAUGUGCUUUUUCUUUGUCUCUUGGGAGAUUGUGUUCAUGCAUGUUGCGAGGCCUCUCAUUCUUUUUGUCUUUUACGUAUAACCCAUUUAUGCUCCUGAAGAAUGCGAGGUGAAGAAAAAUUCAAUUGAAAGUAGUGCUCUUAAAUGUCAAUAAAUAAAACGAAAGCACUUCUUGACUGAUGGUUAUCCUGGUAAUCUGCAAAACAAUAGAACCUUCUUAAUACCUACAAGGAGAGUGUUGUGGAAUGGGGAAGUAAGACUAUAAGAAACUGCUGUGACCGUAAUUUGUUUACAGCUCCUUACUCAGGCUUGAACAUUCAUCCUUGAUCAUUGUACUUGUAACUCUUUCUACAGGUUUAUUUUGUAGUCUAUUACUCUGCAUUAAUUUUUUUUUGUCCAGUUUGAGGUUAAAAGCAGAUUCGUUUGGGCAUGCCCUGUUUAAUUAGGGUGUUUACCUUACACUUCAAGAGAGGCAGCAUUGAAGUAGUUGUGUCCAUCUGUCUGUUUAAACACACACAUUUCUAGCAGUGUCUGGCGGUACAUUGCUACCAUUUUGCCAUCCUGUACUUGUUUACAUGUGUGGGACUGACUACUCUUUCUUAUAUUUGAACAUUGGCUUGAGGAAGACAAGGAUAGAUUUGGCGUGACAAAAACAAAAAACUUCAACUUUAUAAUGUUGUUCUUGAGCAUGACGAUUUCUUGACAUUGUAAAUUUGGUGAUAUCCUAAAUAGCGAAGAAUACUUAAAGUUUACAAGUAUAGGUCUUGCUGUUCCUUCUGUCUUGACUCUACUGUUAAAGCCCGCACUCGUUGCUGCUAGCUGGACAGACGUUGCCUGCGAGCUGUUGGAGGUUACUGUUGCGAUUAGGUAGUAUUGCCAUUUUUCACCUUUUGUGGGGGCUCCUUUAUGUGUCUUUUGGCACAAUGUUGGGGCUAUCCAAUCACGCGGGUGCGUUGCUGCCAGUAUGACACAGUGUGCCUUGGCAAUGUCAUCUGAUAAUUCUGGUAGUUUCUACAGAACAACCACUUAUGGAUACUCAUUCAGGCGUGGACUUGCGCAUUAUGCCGCUGCACUUAGUUCUAGAAGUACCUUGUUAGCUUGUAGUCCACAGCUUUGUGUGGUCAGAGUGCCGGUGAAUGUGAAUUGCUCGAACUGUGUGGUGAUGCUAAAUCUUUAUGUCGUCUGUGGGGGUUGUGGUGAGGGAAUUAUUUCUAGUGCAGUUGUAGACUAUUUCUCUCUUGAAAAGGGUGUUUUCAUAGGGAUAAGAUUUGAGAGGUGGGGGAUAUUUUGACACUGGAACACCUCCCCUGGCCAUUCUGCCGUACAGAAUUGUGCUGCACGCUGAACCAAGUGCAUUUGAUAUGUAAAUGUUGUAAUAGAAUUCAAAGCAAUCUUUAGUCAUGCUCAGACCAUGCCCUUUGUAUUCAUGAAAAUAUUAUUCAUUCAUGCCUGUCUGUUGCUGUGAGGCAAAUCCAAUUGGUUCCACACCGAACAUCAUCCCAUGGAUAAUGGUCCCCGCUCCACCUUAGACCUCAUAGUGUGUAAAAAUCAAAACCACCGAUGCUUAUUUUGUUCUGGGGCAUGGGGGAUGAGGUGUCUGCUCUGUGCAUAUCUCAUUGACAUUUAAACAUUGACAGAAACACUUCUUUUGCUAUGUUCAAAAAUGCUGUAAGCACACAAUUGUACAAAAGGGUUGAUGCAAGUUUGCAAAUAAUUUGCAAUGUUAGAAUGGUGAAUGGUGUUGCCUGUACAAUAGACAGAGAACUUGACGAUACUUCUGUAUGCACUGUCAAUGUGGAUUGUUUCCUAUGCUAAAUUCCUGCAUGAAAAAUGCUGUUUUGCCCAUUUAUGCACUGAAGUAAAGGUGAUAACACUGCUUCCUACAUUGUUGACCAGAGUGCAGUGAUGGGUUUCCAGAGCAUGGAUCGUGUCGAAAACAGGCCUUCCGCUCAAGCCCUGCCUUGCCAACCCCUCGACAAAGAAACAAAGUGCUAAGCGGAGAAUUUUGCUGUUUUCUUUCCUUGUCUAUUGCACCAAAACCCUCCCCCUCCCCCCCCCUCCCCGUGUUCUGUGCCGUGUGUACAUAUUGUAAAUUUUUGGUUGGACAUAUGACUGUUGUUCCCUGUUCUCUUUGUAGCUUCCCUUGUUUUUACAUAUAUAGGCUUCUUGCUUUGUAUUUCUUUUGGCAAUACGAAUUUUUUUUUUCUAGGAUGGUGUACAUAGGAAGGCGGGCUUUUAGUCAAAAGAAAGAAGCCUUGUACAGUUUCCAGCCUCACGUUAUUGCGAGGAUGUCUUUUUAAAGGCUUUUGUUUUCGUUCCUUGUUCUGUGCUCUCCGGAUUCGCAUUCUGCUGUGUCACUUUCGUUCUGUCAAGUGCUUGGAAUUUCCUUCAUCUUUUUACAAUGCUCCUUCCCUCUGUCCUUACCACAAGAUUUUUCUUUCUUCAAGUCUUUGUUCUGCUCUUGUGUUGCUGUGGCACAGAAGUAACAAUAAAACUAAAUCUCUUCUAUGAA
Messenger RNA from Dermacentor albipictus, 14368 nucleotides. It is a transcript of the gene wts, whose product is annotated as serine/threonine-protein kinase warts. Gene Ontology annotation, molecular function: protein serine/threonine kinase activity; ATP binding. Gene Ontology annotation, biological process: positive regulation of apoptotic process; hippo signaling; peptidyl-serine phosphorylation. Lineage: Eukaryota; Metazoa; Arthropoda; Arachnida; Ixodida; Ixodidae. The record is from RefSeq and is a predicted model, not a curated record.